AAUCUUUCAACUUCUCAUUCUUCCACAUUCCCUUCACUUUACUCACAAGCAAUUUCACAUUUCCAAUUUUCCAACAAACACUUUUUUUUCACAUAAAUCUUCAAAAUCAAACCCACAACACUUCAUAUCCAAAACACACACUUUUUUUCUUCUAUCCAAAAUCCAAAACCAUGAGAUCCAAAACUCAACUCUCAUGCAACCUCAAACUAGUUCUCAUCUCUUUCAUAUUCAUCUUUUUCUUCAUCAUGUUAUUCAAAUCAUCACUAUUCUCAUUCUCUCAACCACUCAUGACCACAACCUCAAAAACCAACAACAACCUCUCAAUAACCUCAUCAUCACAACAAGAAACAGACAAAACAACCAAAUUACCAGAAUGCCCCUCUCUUCCUAUCUCUCCAACAUGCACAAAAAACCCUCCAUCAUUAGUCAAUGCAAUAAUCCACUAUGCAACAACAAACAUAACUCCUCAACAAACAAUUCAAGAGAUUUCGGUCUCAUCGAAAAUUCUACAAAAGAAAUCACCAUGCAACUUCUUAGUAUUCGGUUUAGGCCACGAUAGUUUAAUGUGGACGUCAUUAAACUACGGUGGCCGAACCGUUUUCUUAGAAGAAGAUAAGUCAUGGAUAGAACAAAUCCAAACAAAGAUAUCCGGUUUGGAAUCAUACCAUGUUGUGUAUGAUACAAAAGUUCAUCAAAGUGAUGAACUAAUGAGAAUUGGAAUGGAAGACAAUUGUAAAGAAGUUAGUGAUCCAAGACAUUCAAAAUGUGAAUUGUCACAUAAAGGUUUUCCUAGUGAAAUAUAUGAAGUUGAAUGGGAUGUGAUCAUGGUGGACGCGCCGACGGGCUACUUCGACGGCGCGCCGGGGAGGAUGAGUGCCAUUUAUACGGCGGGUUUGAUUGCUAGGAACAAAGAAAAUGGUGAAACGGAUGUGUUUGUGCAUGAUGUUGAUAGAAAAGUUGAAGAUGAGUUUUCUAAGGCUUUUCUUUGUGAAGGUUAUUUGAGGGAACAAGAAGGAAGGAUUAGGCAUUUCAAUAUUCCAAGUCAUAGGGCUCGUUUGGGUAGACCAUUUUGUCCAUGAAAAAAUUGAUUUUUGAGAUCAGUUUUUUUUUUACUAUGAUCUUUUUAAAUAUUCAUUCUACUAUAGUUUGAAGAUUAUUACCAUGGAUUCUUUAUAUUUUUCAUGUUAUUAUGGAUGAAUGGAAUAAUAGAUGUUAUAGUGAAUUGAUUUAA
Molecule: messenger RNA, 1231 nt
Organism: Vicia villosa (hairy vetch)
Lineage: Eukaryota; Viridiplantae; Streptophyta; Magnoliopsida; Fabales; Fabaceae
Product: glucuronoxylan 4-O-methyltransferase 3-like
Exons: 1
Coding region: 171-1079 (302 amino acids)
Biological process (GO): xylan biosynthetic process
Molecular function (GO): glucuronoxylan 4-O-methyltransferase activity
Source: RefSeq, a predicted model, not a curated record